This is a messenger RNA of Phytophthora sojae, 282 nucleotides long. RefSeq lists its product as hypothetical. The annotation marks the transcript as partial. The record is from RefSeq and is a predicted model, not a curated record. NCBI's taxonomy places the organism in Eukaryota, Oomycota, Peronosporomycetes, Peronosporales, Peronosporaceae. The transcript has a single exon.
GUAUGCACGGUCAGACGCUGCAAGAUGCCUGUGCUGUCGGACGGGUUCUGCGAGAAUCAUGCAAACCGCAAACGGUGUAAGGAAGAUGGUUGUGGGAAUUUGGCACGCAAAGGCACUCGGGGCUUCUGCUGCCGCCACGCCACGAAGGAAUGUCUAGUGGACGGAUGCACCAAGAAAGCGCGGGUGCGAGGGCGCUGCUCGGUGCAUGGUGGAAAGCACUUGUGUCGCGAGGAAGGCUGCAAGAAGUCGGCGUACUUGCGAGGGCUCUGUAAAGCUCAUGGU